UUCAGGUUCAACCGCAGACAGAUGUCGCUGCUGUCAACACGCCGUCUGGCGAACAUCAUUUGAGCCCUGAACGAUGCAAGCUCAAUAACGACGGCGAUGACAAGGAGAAGUCACAAAACCUGCGCAAACUCGGUGCCCUGGUUGCCAAAGGCCCCUUCAUGGCUAGAAGAAAGCCGCAGCUACCAGAUCACAGCAUUGCUAAACUCGGUGACAACAUCAAUCACACUGCCAGCGCCAGUGACAGGCAGUUACCCGCUGCACCAAGUGCUGUGAAACCCACAAAAGCAUCUCAUUCCGUGUACGUCAGCGUGCAAACGCUCACCAAAGGAAUGGCCUUUGGCCUGUCCGACAUGGUGUUCCCCCACCAGCCCCCACUAACGCUGGUGAGUAACGGUGCGGAGUGUCUGAUGGUUGGCAAGAAGCUGUUGCUGGACCACGCCACGCCUGACUUCCUCGCGCGCCUGCAAGAAGCGAUCCACCCAUACCCGUGCGAAGAGGACCUGCAAAGAUACCUUGACCUCCAGCUCACUUGGGAUGCGCAUCGUCGGGCUGUGGCCACCAGCGUCUGGCACGGGCAUCGGCGGAACAAAGCAGACAAAAACGACUGCAGACUCCACCCAGCUGGGGAUGGGGAUCAGUGCGUUUCGUAAGACAACCUUUCCCUUACUGCAUUCAGUCUGCAAGACAAGAAUUGCUCUCCUCCACAAGCACCGGAAGCAGCACCACUUGUCUGCGCUUCUUGCUGAAAUCUCCGUGGUCCCUGUCUGAUCGGACCAUCUGAAAGCCGUUCAAUCUGACGGACUUAUUUAUACUAGAACUCUGAGAAUACAUCCCGAAAAGUGAUUUACAGAGAAAGAAUUUUUGAAUUUCGAGAGACUGAGAUUAUCGUUGUACCUUCGAAAAUCAGGAAUGAGGAUCUGGUAGCAGAUGGACAACAGGAAGAGGAUAAGAUGGGUAUCAACAGAAUUAUGGAUAUCUGGAAGACAAUGAGUAUCACCAAGAGGACAAAAGAGUAUCAGGAGAACGAUGGUGGAUAUCAGGUAGAUAUCUGGAGGAAAAGAAGAUGAGACCAUCAGAAUGAUAAGCAGGUAUCAGGUGGGAGAUCGGGAGUAGGUGGAACAGGGGCCUUUACUGACCUACGUAGGGAUCUGACGACGACACGUUAACGGUGAUAGAGAAAGUCAAGUUCGAAUCCAGCCAGCAGCUCUCGCAUACCCAAGAACUACGAUGGACUUGAACUUUCUUCAAAUCUCGCGCGAAGGUCCGAGACGCGGGUCUAGCCUUGUCUUCCCACCUCUGUCCGCGUCCUGCCCAGGUCUCCCAAUGGUGUCUUGGCGACCGUCUCGGUCUUAUUUGCCGCGGUUAGUAGAGAGAGGAAUGCGAGAAGAAGCUUAUUGAUUGAACAAAGCCGUCGCUUUGCUCGGCAAGCAGCAGAUGUGGCCGAAGAUGCUGGUCAAUUUUCCAAUAAUCCGGGCACUUCAGGACAUGUGCAGACCUCGUUUUUUUUUUUCCACCCUCAUUCCGUCGUGUCCUCUGCCUCACUUUUUUGUCGGGGGGCAAGAUCCCAAAGCUUUGAGCAGGACGCGUUGAAGUUCUUCUGGAUAUUCGUCUAAUUUUUUUCUCUUUGAUAUUCUUUGGAUGUAAAUCCAAUGGUAGGAGUGUACCUCUGGAGAGACUGAAUGUUCAAAUGGAUUUAUUUGUUUAUUACAAUUGAAAUUGGAAUUUAUAUACAAUUGUCAUUUGCUUAAUUCUUUUUACAUUUUUUGGCGCAAACUGUUGUAAAGUUUAUUUUAAAGCAUGCAUACUGGUGUAAUGAGAACGGACAAUAUAUUGAGAAACAGUUACUGUAAGCCUAGUACUGACCACAUGUGGGGGACCUGGAAUUAUGUCUGGUCGAAAAUAAUAGAAUAAAGGAAGCGACAGAAGAUUAACAUGAAAUAUUUUUAAAUUAGUAAAAUUAAAACUGCUGACCGUUUCAUUAGAUUCUCAGGUCAGAUGUAAUAAUUAUGAUAUUACCAAGCCAAUAACAGCGCAAUAAAAAAAAAA
This is a messenger RNA of Pomacea canaliculata, 2046 nucleotides long. RefSeq lists its product as uncharacterized. Lineage: Eukaryota; Metazoa; Mollusca; Gastropoda; Architaenioglossa; Ampullariidae. The transcript has 6 exons. The coding region runs from base 159 to 650 and encodes 163 amino acids. The record is from RefSeq and is a predicted model, not a curated record.